Molecule: messenger RNA, 3156 nt
Organism: Orbicella faveolata
Lineage: Eukaryota; Metazoa; Cnidaria; Anthozoa; Scleractinia; Merulinidae
Product: ubiquitin-conjugating enzyme E2 H
Source: RefSeq, a predicted model, not a curated record
AGCUUUCACGUGAUCAAAAUAAUAAUGUUACGUCAACAAACCAACCAUAAAGUUUAGUGCGACCAUUGUUGCUGCAGCGAGGGACGAAACUGGAAGAGAUUUUGCCCUGUAGGACCGGCAAAAAUGUCGUCUCCAUCGCCUGGAAAGAGACGAAUGGACACUGAUGUUAUUAAACUAAUCGAAAGUAAGCACGAAGUGACAGUACUUGGUGGAUUGAACGAGUUAAUUGUGAAGUUCUUUGGUCCCAGUGGAUCGCAUUACGAAGGAGGAGUUUGGAAAGUGAGGGUUGAUUUACCAGAAAAAUACCCAUUUAAAUCACCUUCCAUAGGUUUCAUCAACAAGAUUUUCCAUCCAAACAUAGAUGAGGCUUCUGGUACAGUAUGCCUUGAUGUUAUUAAUCAGGCGUGGACUGCUCUCUAUGAUUUGUCAAAUAUCUUUGAGUCGUUUCUUCCUCAACUUCUGUCUUAUCCAAACCCUGUGGAUCCACUCAAUGGAGAUGCAGCGGCCCUUUACCUUCACAAACCAGAACAGUACAAGGCAAAAAUUCAAGAAUAUAUUAAAAAAUAUGCAACGGAGGAAGCACUGAAAGACCAGGAGGAAAUGUCAUCAUCGAGUGAAAGUUCCAUUAGUGACUUUUCAGAAGACGAGGCACAGGAUAUGGAACUCUGACAUGAGAACAGACAAGUUUUUGUACUUUAGGCCGACAAAUAUAGUACAUUAUAUUGUAGGAAUGAUCCUGUGGUUUAAGUUUUGGUAUCUUCUGUCAUGCUUAACGUUUUUAAAAAAAUUCUUAAACCUGCCCAUAGUUUAACAAAAAGCAUAGGUUACUGGAUGUAAAAUUGAACCUCAGCAUUGUCUUCAUAAUUUUAUUUAUUACCUGCUUCUGCGGUACAUUAUUAUUUUAUUUUUAAGUUCUUCUCUUCUAUUCUGAACACAUCACUGAUGUUGCCGUUUCAAACUUCUAAUUUUAGAGAUGGUUUGUAUUUUAAAAUUAAUCACUCAAUCUUCGAGAUGAAAGCAAAGCCUUAAGAAGUCUAUUUUUGGAGGGGGUGGGGGCAGGAGGCAUUUUUGGAAUGGGGUGCAGGGGGCAGGGGGAUCUUGUUUCAAAGUGUUCUUACUUCUGAUGUUCUUGGUCUUUUUACACAAGUUGACAUGUAGCUACUUUUACGCUAGAGGACAGAUAAACUGGAGUAAUGUCUCCAUUUUGGAAGUUGACCAACGAGGCACCCUUAUCGCAUUUUAUGAAUUUUGUUUUCAUCGUGAUCUCAGCCCAGAGUGUCAACUCGCUUCUGUAGUUGACCAAAUCACAAUGCCUUUUGGCUGGGAUCUUUUCCUGCAGUUUUUUUUUUUUUUUUAGUGAAGAUACCAAGACUUAACCAGUAAUAUUGAUAUUGUAUAAAUAUUAAACCGGCUGUAACACUGUAAAAAAUUUGUGCCUUAAAAUAAUAUUGAGACCUUUAGACUUGGCCACCCCAGUAUCGACACCUAGAGGAAACAUUUAAAGUUCAAGUGAAUCACAUUGAUAUUUGAUUACAAGUCACAUGAAAAAACUAACAAAGACAGACUCGUUAGGUUCAUUUUUUUUGCAUCCACGAAUUCCACGAAGGAAUUAGAAACUAACAGGAAAAUUUAACCUAAUUUUUUUCAGAUCUUCCCAAACUUUAACCGUCUUUGUUCUGCUUUGGUUCUCAAUUACACCUUUUGAAUUGUUUUACUUUCCUCUUUUGAUUGAAAGAAACUCAUUACUUAGAAAUAUUGGGCAUGACCUCACCCCUUGAAAUUUGAAUGGGACCUAACUUUGUGGACAUUAAAUAUAAAAGACAAACUAAUCAGACAAGAUACUUGUGGUUGAUAUCGUUUGCAGUAAAUUUUCCCAGAAAAGUCUGAGGAAAUGUAAUUAAAGUCACUGUAUUGAGGGCGGCCAUUUCUAAAUAUGGUCUAUUCUAAGACCAUUGCGGGGAAAUGUAGCUUUAGGACUGUUGUCCUGAGUUGACAUAAAAAUAAUAUUUUACCCCUCAAUGUUCAGGGAUGUAUUGUAAUAUUUGUACAAAGAGUUUGGGGAAUUUAUUAUAUCUGUUGUUUGUAGGCGAUCAGUGUAUAUUCAGUAGAUUGCUCAAUACAAUUAAAUUACAUUGCCGAAAUUGUGAAAAUAGUCACGUGAUAGUUGACUGUAGUUUUUAAUUGCACGCUAGUGAGUAUGUAUGUAUCUAUGAUGGUGAUGAUGUAGAUGACGUAACUACAGUAAAUUUCAGUAUUUUGAUUAUUCUUAAUCUUUCUAAAAUUGUAUGAUAUCCAGUGUCAUCAACUUUUAUUAGUAACAGUAAUAUUGAUAAGGUGAGUGGUUUUGAAUUGCUUGGUGUUCACAUCAUGAUGGUCAAAUUUCAGGCAAACUUCUUUUGAUGCUUGCCUUGAUAAAAGAACAGAGAGUUUUGUUUAGGAUUUCAGGUCUUUUCGAACGCUUAACGGAAGGGACACCAUUAUGAGUCUAAUUUUUUUGUCUCAUGAAAAGAGCCUGGAUGAGGUUAAUCUGAUAGCUGAAAAUUUGGCACAAAUUUUAACUGUUAAGUGGAAAAAAAUUGGCCUGGAAUUUUAACUCCUUGCCGAGAAAUCACCGAAAACUCAUCCAGACCAUCCUAUAAGCUUAAUUAAGAAGAACCAGUAAACGUCAACUCCAGUAUUGGAGGAGCUCGAGGAAGCACGAGAAACUAACUUUUAAAUACAGUGUACACUGUGUAUGUAGCGAGCUCCUUGAUAACAAACCGGCAGGCUUCUCAACACAACGGUCUUGUCGAUAAGCGGCGAACCUUUCGAUACAUAACGAACUUAAAAGGUAACGAACAUCUAGAAACGUAACGAAUUGAUUUGUAACGAACUUUUAUGAUAGAGACUUACAUGGCCUUGUUGUUCAAAGCGAGAAUCCGGUUAUCCAGGCAGGAUUCAUUUAAUUUCAAAUUAAUCAAAUUUCAAAUCUUAGCAGUGAUAAAUCUUACUUAUUACUUGUCUUUUUUUUCUUUUUUGUUUUGGACUUGGCUAAUCUACCUUCGCUAGUAAUCCUGGAACAGAGUGGUUUGGCUUUCGAGCGACUGUAAGGCCUUUACUCUUUACACAAUUGUUCGCCGAAAUGAAAAGCUUUAAUAAAAUGGAAUGUAAGAUAUA